Messenger RNA from Populus trichocarpa (black cottonwood), 2425 nucleotides. RefSeq names its product AT-hook motif nuclear-localized protein 17. The record is from RefSeq and is a predicted model, not a curated record. Gene Ontology annotation, molecular function: DNA-binding transcription factor activity; minor groove of adenine-thymine-rich DNA binding. The coding region runs from base 811 to 1731 and encodes 306 amino acids. NCBI's taxonomy places the organism in Eukaryota, Viridiplantae, Streptophyta, Magnoliopsida, Malpighiales, Salicaceae. Gene Ontology annotation, cellular component: nucleus. The transcript has a single exon.
CCCCAUCUGUGUAGAUAACGUACAGCAUGAAAGGAAAUCGAAGCUCAACCGUUCUUGUCAAAGUAUGUGAGCUGAGGAGUUUGAAAUUUAUUAAUGGAGAGUGGCCAUAGGUGCCCUUCCCUUCCCUUCCCUUGCCAGGCCAACUUGCUUUAGAAGACCACAUGCGCUCUCUCAAUUACUAGAAAGAGAAAUUGGAGAGCCCAUGGUGAAAGAUUGUAGAGAGAGAGUGGUAAUAAACAGUGACUAGAUAGAUGGAUACAUAAAGUUGAUGCCCCCAUAGCCAAAAGAUAGAACAUCAACAAGUCAAUAUCAAUCCACUCGGUCGGGAGGCUCCCCAACUUGCAAGGCUUUAAGACGAGAGAGAAAGAAAAUACCCGAACCAGACAAUUCAUGGCGGUGUGUGUCUGUCUGUCUAGUCUAGGCUAUGUAGGGUUUAGCCGAACCAUAAAAACCACCACCAACACCCCCAUUCUUCUUUGACCAAACACCCCCCUCGCUCAUGCGUGUAUAUUUCUAGUGGGCCCUACUUCCCAACCAGCGGCGCCAUCAGUCUUUACUUGGUUUCCAAGCUCAUCCACCUCCCUCUCUCCCCAAUAUUUAUCACUCUAUAAACGAAUCCGAACACCAUUCUGUUCACUUCUCCCUCUCUCCAUCGCCCCUUUUCUUGCUUCGAUCUCGUGUUUUUUAUUCUCCUUAACAAGCUAAACAUCCAAAUUUAAAUCCCCACCAAUCACAGCCCAUACUCGCCCCCCCCCCCCCCCCCCCCCAAAAAAAAAAAAUAAAAAAAACCAAACUAAUAGUAAAUAUUAAAUGAACAUGAAAGGUGAAUACGUAGAACGCCAUCAAGCAAAGCAUGAAAAUACUCCAAACAUGUUCUCCGAGCUCAACCCUCACCACCAACACCUUCCCUUUUCCCAACACUUUCAACUCUCUCGUGAAUCCGAAGAGGAAGAUACUCGUAGUACUGGUGCCGCCACAACACCAAAUCCCAUCCCCACCUCUCAAAAACUCAACGAACUCAACAGCAGCGGUGGCACUGACGGUGCUACUAUUGAAGUAGUUCGUCGGCCCAGAGGCAGACCGCCCGGUUCAAAGAACAAACCCAAACCACCCGUUAUUAUAACCCGGGAACCUGAACCAGCUAUGAGUCCUUACAUCCUAGAGGUCCCAGGUGGAAACGACGUCGUUGAAGCCCUAUCCCGUUUCUGUCGCCGAAAAAACAUGGGAAUCUGCGUUCUUACAGGAACCGGCACGGUCGCUAACGUCACUCUGCGUCAGCCAUCGACAACACCAGGAACUACUAUCACUUUUCAUGGAAGAUUUGAUAUUUUGUCAAUUUCGGCGACUUUUUUGCCUCAAACAACGUCCUAUCCACUGCCUAAUAGUUUUACCAUUUCACUUGCGGGUCCACAGGGGCAGAUCGUCGGAGGGAUUGUUGCUGGAGGUUUGGUGGCUGCUGGUACUGUUUUUGUUGUAGCGGCUUCGUUUAAUAAUCCGAGUUAUCACCGGUUGCAGGUUGAGGAGGAAGGGAGGAAUUCUGGGUCUGGUGGUGGUGGUGGGGAAGGGCGAUCACCUGUGUCGGGUGCAGGUGGGGGAGAAAGUGGACACGCGGCAAGUGGAGGAGGAGGAGGAGGAGAGUCUUGUGGGAUGGCUAUGUAUAGUUGUCAUUUGCCUGCUAAUGAUGUGAUUUGGGCGCCCAGCGCCAGGCAGCCGCCACCAUCGCCUUAUUAAUGUGAAUUAUCAUGUAGAUGAUCAGGGUCAAUCAAUAUUUUAUUUCAGCUUUUAGGAAGUUUGAUUAUGAAGAAUUGUUUUUCUUUUUUUUUUUAAUUUUGAGUUUUUCUCUGUAUAUGUUAACCAAGUCGUUAAGUAGCUAUUUUAGUUUCAAUGGAACGAAAGAGGAACAGUGCUGCUAGUUUUCUUUCCUUUUAGCAAAGUGGCAAUGUUCCUUUUUUUCUUUUAAAGAAAUGGGAGUGCAUAAAGAAACUGACUGGUGUGGUGUAAGAGGGCGGCAUGCAUGUCAAAAUCAUGAGUAACUUCUGUUUUACAUGGUGGGAUUUAACGAGGGCAUGUUUGCUUCGAAGUUUGAGAUGGUGAAGCAAUUUAUCUCCGCCAUCUGCUGCGGUAGAUAUGAGAUGGUUGUUGCUUUCUGCUCUGAAGAAACUGCACCGCUGGAUAAAAAGAUGAUGGUUCUGCUCGAUUGAUAUUUUGCCGCUUAGGUUCUUGAUUAAAAUGAAGCGUAUGCCAGUAGAGAACGGGGCUAGGGCUUAUGCUUUUAUCCGAUACUUUUUUUCUCUCUUCCCGUCUUUUCUUCUUUGAUCCAUUUGUACUUUGUUUUGUCUCUUUCUAUCUGCUGGCUUUUUCUUUUUUUUUUUUGGCCUUUUACGAAAACAAAAAUAUAAUGAAAGCCAAGAUAGGUUUCUCUCUC